Messenger RNA from Aegilops tauschii subsp. strangulata, 1095 nucleotides. Lineage: Eukaryota; Viridiplantae; Streptophyta; Magnoliopsida; Poales; Poaceae. The record is from RefSeq and is a predicted model, not a curated record.
AUGGAAUUCGAAGUAGGGCCGUCGGACUCAGGCGGCCUGCCGGCGCUCGCUGCCGGCCUCGCGAGGCGCCUCGCCGAGGAGAACGCGGACAACAACCUGGUGUUCUCGCCGCUGUCCAUCUGCGCCGCGGUCGCGCUCCUGGCCGCGGGCGCCCGGGGCGCCACCCUGGACGAGAUCCUCGGCGUCCUCGGCGCGCCGUCUCGCGACGCGCUCGAGGAGUUCGUCUCCCUCGUGGCGGAGCAAGCGCUCAGGGACCAGUCUGGCUCCGGCGGGCCGCGCAUCGCGUUCGCGUGCGGUGUGUGGAGCGACCUCACGUGCGCGCUCAAGCCAUCCUACCGCCACGCUGUCGUGUGCAGCACGUACAAGGCCGAGGCCAGCACCGUCGACUUCCAGAACGACCCGGAGGGAGCACGCGGCCAGAUCAACGAGUGGGCCGCGCGGGCGACGCAGAACCUGAUCGGCGGCGUCCUCGGCCCGGAAUCGAUAACGCCGCUCACCCGCGUCGUGCUCGGCAACGCCAUAUACUUCAAGGGGAAAUUAAAGUGGCAAGAGCCCUUCUGCAAGAGGGAUACCGAGAGCAAGCUUUUCCACCGGCUGGACGGCCGCGCCGUCGACGUGCCCUUCAUGCAGAGUUGGGAGCCCCAGUUCAUCGCAGUGCACGAAGGGUUCAAGGUGCUCACACUCCGGUACCAGCACCUGCCGGAGGAGAAGAUCGAUGUUAGGGAGUUCCGGGUGCCCAAGUUCAAGCUCUCCUUCCAUGGCAGCGUCGUCGCCAUCCUCAAGAAGUUGGGGCUUCAGUCGGCGUUCAGUGAUCAAGCCGAUUUGUCUGACAUGGUGGAGGACGAUGAAUCUGGUUUGCCAUUGGUCUUGAACGACGUAAUCCACAAGGCGGUCAUCGAGGUAAACGAGGAAGGCACCGUAGCCGCGGCAGUGUCCAUAGAUGAGAUGUUAUUCGGUGGUUGUAAUUUCAUGCGGCCGCCACCUCCUCGAGUAGAUUUUGUAGCCGACCAUCCGUUUGCGUACUUAAUAAUGGAGGAGACAACCGGCGCAGUUGUCUUUGCAGGGCAUGUCCUUGACCCCUCCAUCGAGAGCUAG